UGAUUCUGAGAGGCAUUAAACAGUUUGAAAGAUCGUCAGUGGAAGAAUGGCUAAACAAUUUUUGCCAUUACAAUCAACUUGCAUUGUGCUUCUGAUCUUGCCAUUUGUGUUCUUGAGACCAAUUAUUGAAGAUACUGGAAAUGAAGAUAACAAAGAAACCUUAUCAUCAGAAACCAAUACAGUAUCCAUUCUGCAGCCACGUGGGAGGAAACUGGAGGUGCCUGCCGAGAUAUCCACUGAACAAUUUAAAUUAGCUGCGGAAUAUCUGAUAGACUUUGGAUAUCUUCCUAAUGAAAACUUCACUGACUAUGCUGUUCCUGACACACCAUAUAUUUCAGAACAUCAGUUUCCUGAAGAGUUUAUUAGUGGUCUGGAAUGGUUUCAGAGACAAAAUGGACUGAAAGUAACAGGUAAAUUAGAUGAAGAAACUGCUGAAACAAUGAAAUUGCCCCGCUGCGGAAAGCAUGAACAGCGCAUGUCAUUCAGUAGGGGAGCAAAGUGGAAGACGGAUAUGUUAACCUACAAAAUUAUUAACACUACAGCCCAAUUGCCAAGUACACAAGUCAGAGAUGAACUACUUAAAGCCCUAAAGGUUUGGGCGGCUGUAACACCACUAAAAUUUGUAGAAGUGAAUGUCAAUCAAACAGCUGACAUUGACAUAUUUUUUGUGUCUGGUAUGCAUAAUGAUGGUGAAAGGAAUGCCUUCGAUGGCCCAGGACGGGUCCUAGGCCAUGCCUUCAUGCCACCAUUUAGCAAAAGCAAGAAAUCCAUUGAUGGGGACUUACACCUUGACAAUGAUGAAAAGUGGACAAUUAAUGAAAAAAAAGGUGUGAACCUUCUGCAAGCUGCUGCACAUGAAUUUGGACAUUCCUUGGGACUUGAUCACUCUACCAUCGCCGGUGCUCUGAUGGCUCCAACUUACAAGGGAUAUAAACCAUCAUUUCAACUUCAUUCAGAUGAUAUUGAAGCCAUUCAAGGGCUGUAUGGAAAACCUACAGAAAAUAAAAAAACAAGCUCAGGUACUUCUGAAGGCAGUUCCAAAGCUGUCAUACCUGCUUCUGGGAAACAGAACAUCACUGCCAGUCCAAAAUCAACAGAAAAUAAGGAACCUAAAAAGCAGUCUAUAAUCAAGUUAUGUGGAGAUGAGCCAAUUGAUACAUUUGUAUCCACUAAAGAUGGCUCAAUUUAUCUCUUCAAAGGUGAAUAUUUCUGGGAACUUAGCCAUGGAAAACUGCCAAUGGCACCAAAAAAAAAAUACCCACAGCUGAUAUCGUCUAAAUGGAAAGAGCUCCCAGCUUCCAUUGAUGCUGCCAUAAGGAUGCAAAACCCAGUUGCCAAUCAAGAUGGAAAAAUCUUCUUUUUCAAGGAAUCUAAAUAUUGGAAGUAUGAAAAUGACAAAAUUGAACCUGGCUAUCCAAAAUUGAUAAAAGAAGGAUUUCCUGGUAUUCCAAACAAUGUAGAUGCUGCAUUCACUCAGCCUGCCAUUGUAGCUAAAGGAGGCAAAGUUAUUCGUGAAGAAAGGAUAUUCUUUAUCAAAGGAAAAAAAUACUUCUUGUAUGACCCAGAAAUUGGAAAUAGUACAAGUCCAGAGUCACUGGAAGAAGACUGGGUUGGGGUCAAGCUACCAAUUACUGCUGCACUGAGUCUGAAGAAUGAGAUGUACCUCAUUGGAAAAAAAAAGUUCCAGAAAAUUCUCAUGCUCACCUAUUCACAGAAUCGGGUAUAUGGCAACAUUCACCAAGCUAAAAAAUUGGACCUACUGCUUGUGUGUGAGUCUCCUAAGCAAUAGUACGGCCUGUAGCCAUGAUCCUCUGUUCAUUAAUAAUCAAUGUCUUUAUAGUUACUAA
This is a messenger RNA of Rana temporaria (common frog), 1847 nucleotides long. RefSeq names its product matrix metalloproteinase-18-like. Gene Ontology annotation, biological process: extracellular matrix organization; collagen catabolic process; proteolysis. The transcript has 8 exons. The coding region runs from base 47 to 1789 and encodes 580 amino acids. The record is from RefSeq and is a predicted model, not a curated record. Gene Ontology annotation, molecular function: metalloendopeptidase activity; zinc ion binding. Gene Ontology annotation, cellular component: extracellular matrix. Lineage: Eukaryota; Metazoa; Chordata; Amphibia; Anura; Ranidae.